This is a messenger RNA of Cyphomyrmex costatus, 1431 nucleotides long. RefSeq lists its product as uncharacterized. Lineage: Eukaryota; Metazoa; Arthropoda; Insecta; Hymenoptera; Formicidae. The transcript has 6 exons. Gene Ontology annotation, biological process: negative regulation of phosphatase activity. Bases 55 to 1386 code for a protein of 443 amino acids. The record is from RefSeq and is a predicted model, not a curated record. Gene Ontology annotation, molecular function: phosphatase binding.
CCUGAAAAUCUGCUAUGAAUAAAAUCGUAAAAUAAUAUGAUAUAAUAAUUCAACAUGGGUGAGAGAUACUUUGCAUGGGAUGAAAUUUCAGAAGGAUUAAUUCUAUUUAGUGUGGCAAAGACAGAAGAUGAACAAGCCAAGCGACGAAGGAAACGCACUGCUGCUGUCCCUAUAUCGGAAAUUUAUUCUCCACACGCGUAUUUGAUUUUAUGUUAUCGGGAAACAUUGAAUGACAACGAAAAGAUCAGGUUCCGAAAGAAUUAUCUGAGAAAAGUGACGCCGGAUGAACCAGACAUCAUUAUCCUGCAGGACAUUAAGGACCUCGUGCUCUUCCUUCUCGUGACCUCCGUCAGCCCGCAGUUCAUAAACUUCUUCCACUUGCCGGCCGUGGACCGAUUUUUGAGAGCACUCAUCAUCUACUUCCAACGCUUCGUACAGAUAUGGGAGGACCUGGGACGUGAACGAGCGGCCACCAUGAGGAAGGCACCUAAUCCACUGGCGCGUGGACAUAGAUCUCAAUAUGCCGAUGAAAUGCAUACUCUACGUUGUGUCCUAGGCAGGGAGUACGUGGACUUGCUACUGGGUUGCCGGGAUGGGCCUCGCUACCACCAUAUGAUAACCAACUCGAAGCGCACGGCUACGCAAUCGCAGGGCGAGAAAGACCUGCGGAUCUACGAGGGAUUGAUAAGUGUGGCUCACAGGGUCGUAUGGAUAGCAUUACAGCGGAAACAUUUUACUCUGAUCGAGCUAGAACUGCAGAGACUGCUUCGAACCGAGGCGUACAAUACCGCGCAAAGACAAAGCGGCAGUCGACUUAUUCAGGAUAUGCUGGAGGAUGAUAUUCGUAUACUACAUGGUCCCAAAACAAUACUGAAAACUCGAAAAUUGCUCAGAAACUCCCCCAUGCCUCAUGAGCUGAUGUACAGGGAUUGCGACUAUCGUCUUCUAUCGUUAGACGUAGUAGAUAUCGACAUACACCAUCCAAAAAUCGCUUAUCUGAGGAAUGCUCUUCUCGUCGACGAAGAAAAGCUAUUUCAGUUGGGGAUCAAAGUGGGCAUUUUGGGUCACAAUCGCUCGGAUUAUGAUAUAAUGUUAAUGCCACACGAACCAGAGGAACCUACAGAAGAGCCAACAGAAACUGAUUUGCUCGACAAAAGAUCGAUGGAGACGCGAAAGAGUAUCUUUGUAACUAAAAUCUCGGAACAAGAAGAGCUCGAAAUCCUGCCUGAAUUAAGGGAAGAGUUGUCAGUAAAAGAAAUUCAGAAAAUAAACGAGAAAUAUGAUAAGAUUCGCGAAAAAGCUCGGAUAAAAUGGAUUCUUCGAGAGAUAAGACGACGUGAACGCAAAGCGACUGAUUCUUACUCUAUAGCGACAACUUUAGACUGAAUGUACAGAAUAGAAUAGAAUUCUUACGUAUCUAUUAUAUUACGA